Molecule: messenger RNA, 2561 nt
Organism: Physcomitrium patens
Lineage: Eukaryota; Viridiplantae; Streptophyta; Bryopsida; Funariales; Funariaceae
Source: RefSeq, a predicted model, not a curated record
GAACAGAAUUACACAAAAAGCACUACGGAAGAAAAGACUAGGAAAAUUAAUCGAGGACAUCCAGCAUGGGCAUUUGAAUAGAAAAAUCACUUCAAAUUACAGCUUUCCGCCAAGCUUAAGAUUGGAAUUCCCCGUUCUUAAUUAUGCACAAUCAGAUAGGUAAGCAGUUAGACAUGGCGCUCCAUCGUAGGCAUAGACAAAUCCCGCGACCAUACAGAAAUGCUUGCGUGCGACCAGUUGUGGCUACACAGUUCUGAUUACCAGCACGGCACAUUCCCAGUUCUGACGGGGUUGCGUCAGAUUUACGCUUAGGAAACAAAGAUGAGGCUCGUUUGGGAAUAAUUUGAUGAGCAACACUGGACUCAGUGAAGCAACUCUUUGCGUCUGCUAAUACGGUGUCCUCAAAUUGACACUCAAAAUUUUGAUGAAUUUUAGCCACCGGCAGAGUGAGGAAGGUCGCAAUGAGCGCCAACUAUGGCAACUUGGACAUUCAGACAAUGCUUUGGUGUCGAAGUCUUCGAAGAACGCAUGACGACAAUAUGAAGACGGUGAAGAAGGGGAUGGAGGUAAAGAGGAAGAGUAGAUUGAGUAAAACCAGCGCUCUUCAAAAGAAAAUGCCUAACUCAAAUGUAGAGGCUGCUAACUAUCCUCGAUCUGUUUUGCAAACUCGUUCUCAGGAGACUCCCUCGGCGUCACCUCGACUAUCAAGACCGAAGAGUGCUCAGGUCCAGCAAGCUAAGAAGUUACUGAAAAUAUUACGUCUAGAUCACAUGCUUUCUGAUGGCGACGAAGAGGAAGAAACAGAGAGGAUGAGCAAGAAGAAAGGGAUCAAAGAAAAGAAGAAGCGUUGUCCGUACAGGCUGAGGUCGACCUCGUCCAAAAUACCUCUAUCCAGGGAAGGUUCUCCCCGUCCAGUUGAGAGGAGUGUAUCUCCUUUGACAUCUUGGAGAAUGGAUGAUGCCGGUAUGCCAGAACCACUGCGGGAGAAGUUGAAUAUUUUUAAGAAAGAGCAUGAGACCAUGUCAAGUCAACAAACUUCGAAAGAACCAGUGCAGUUGAAUCAAGGUUCGGAAGAAGAAGAGAAUUAUAACGACACAUCUCAUGCUACGCAGUGGAAUCACAAACCUUUGCGAGGACAAGCGCGGGGGGAAUCUUGGCAAGCCGAUCACGUAGGUCUCAGUCUCAAAAAGGAGCCGCACAAUUUUGAACUAGAUAAGUUAAAGAAUAUAGUAGCAACAAUGCAGGAGGAGCACAGACAGUGUAUUCGCAGUAUCGCGGAGACCCUUGAACAUCACAGCCGGCAGAUUGUUCUCUUGACGAAGGCAAACUCUUCCCUGUCGAACCACGCGGAUUCCUUAGAGAAAGAGCUCAUGGUGUUGCGAGCUAUGCAGUAUGUCCCAUGAAGUUGUUUUAUUUUGGAUGCGGUGGCUGCAGAAUGCACGAGGUCGGGUAGAAAAUGCGUGCAUCUACGUUGCCUCCUUCAAAGUCUUCUCAAUUUUGCCUUCGAAAUUGUCUGCCUCUAGUAACUUGAAACGAAAGGCGGAGUUGGGCAUUAUCGAGGGAAUAGCGGUCUUGGCCGAAUAGACCUGGUAACUUCAACCCAUUAGCAACUGUGUUGAAAUAGAGCUUAUUUAUCAUACAAACCACUAAACAAGUCCAUUAGGAGUAAUCCCUCAUGUAGAGCUUGCAAGCUACCCCAUAUCCAGCAUCCAUGGUGCUCUACACACCACAUCACCUGGAGAUUGUUUUGUUGUGCAUUUCUGCCGUGCUGGACCUUCUCUAUUGUACAGACUAGCAAAAACUUGUGCAAUUGAGCUGAAAAAAAAUGCAAUUCAAAAUUGAGAUGCGUUUUUUGAUUGAUGGCCAACAUCUCUCAAGCAAGGAUAUUUUUAUUGUUUUUUAAAAAGAAUCAAGCGUUGAACUAUGAAUGCAACAUUUUUGGAUUUCAGCAUGGCUUUAACGAAUUUUUUACUAAAACUCUGUGCUACAUCUAAAAGAGUUGUCUACGCUUCUGAAUUCUACAAUUUAGAGAUGCAUUGCGUGACACACGAUUCCAGCAAUGAUGAUAAUCAUAAUAAUAAUAAUAAUAAUAAUGACAAUGUACCGUGAACCAUAACAAAUGAAUGUCACAAUAACAAUCUUAGGUUUUGUCUUACCCAUAAAUCCAAUAAUUAGAUGGCCAAGCACCAUAUCAUUUCUCUCCAGCUUUCUUGUAGCGGUUUCAACCAAAUAACUUAUUUAUACACUAACCGCUGCGAAGGCAUUCUAUCCCUUCUAAGUUUCAGUCAUGCUUUAGAGACAUCUUUUGCUUUAAAGAUUUCUCCAACAAACUCUAUGUGAAUGCUACAUAAACAUGAUACAAACUUUCUACAAACUUGUGGUCAACAAUAAAAUGUAUUUAAUUCUUUUCCUUUCUCUUCAUGUGUUCUUUAAUUAUUUUAACUCCUCAUCUUUUUCAGAGACUAAACCUUCCUUCCUUUUAAAAGAGACACUCAUUCAAUACAUUUAUGGGUUUUUUUUUUUAAUCAUUUAAAAUAUAGGAAGGUGAAAGUAACUCUCCA